UGGACCGAAAUUGAUUAAUAAGUUGAUCGGCAAGCAAUUUAAUAUGUAACACGAGUUAUUGUUUAUUGUCUAAGGAAUAUAAUUAGUGCGUUUUGUUUUUGCGUCUAAAUUAGGUGAAACGUUGCUUAGAAGCAGAAUUAAAACUAAAUUAAGCCUAAGUAAAACUAAAUUCAAAGUAAAAAAAAUAAAAAUGGCAAAGUAACUACCAAGGUUUUCGAGUUUAGUAACUAUGUGACUAAACAUGAUAUUUGUUGGAAAAAAUAUGUUCUAUGACUGUAAAGGAAAUAGAUAAGUGAUCGAUGAAUCAAGGUUUCAGUUAUAAGUGCGCGUACGCAAUGGGUGAUCGGAAGUGUGUGUUUUAUGUGUUUGUGUUUUUGUGUGAAGUGAAGUUAUUGUGCGUUGUGUGUGUUGCCCAGCAAAUGGGCUACCCGUUUGAGCAGUCUCCAGGUUUUAUGAGACCCCCUCCACCUGGGUACGAAAUGCAUCCCCGUCCACCCAUGUGGUACGACCAUGACAGAGGCCCGGAUCCACCCGACUUGUAUCCGGUCCAUCAUGCGGGGGCACCCCGAGACCUGGUGGUGCACCCUCUGCCCCUUGAGGACUCCGACCACGAGCUGAAGCUCAAUGUGUCUUGGAGCCCGUCUGAUGGUCAAUCUGCCCGCGAUUAUUCUAUAGAAGUGAGAAGUGUGACGGAGACCAUAGACUGCAAGAGUCCAAUGUGCUAUGAGUACAACAUUCCUGGUGACACGCAAUGGUGGAUCAUUCCGGCGUUCACGAACCACGUGGCGGAGACCUGUGCCGUCAGACCAGGCUGUUCCUACCUGGUGGUGUUGACAGCACACCCCUGGGACGGCCACACGGUCGUGGAUAAAAUAGUCCAAUUAGAUGAAUGCGUGGCAGGCGUAUGCUCUUGCGCACACUCCCCUCGUCUGCCAGCGCCAUCUGUGUCCGCGUUUGUGGUCUCCAUUAAAGGGGAACUCUUCGCUAACAUCAGCUGGACCCUGCCCCCUCCACGGUAUCCUCAACGGCUGCCGAGGGGGCUGGCCAAACAAGGGUAUUUUGUCAGCAUUGGUAAGCAAAUGGUGACCGACGCGCAUCCAUCCCCCUGGUUCGCUAACACUGUGUCUAGAAGAAUCGACGCUGAUGGUCCUAUCGCGACGGGAGACAGCCUGAGGUGGCACCUUCUUCCUGUAAACGAACCCGUGGGAAGAGACGGGCCGAAGGAUACCAGAAUCAAGCUGGAUGUUAAGCUCCUGGCGAGGGUAAACCUUGUCGAUGAAAGAGGAUGCGUGGGGCCUGCUGGUAAUUCUACAGCUUACGAUCCUGAUGAAGAUGAAAGAGUGUCAUAUGAAACUUAUUUAUUAUGGGCGAUAUUCGGAGGCGUCUGCGUGCUAGCCAUGAUCGCGCUACUAGCAGUGAGUGCUAGGGCCGUGAAACGGAUCUUACAUGCCUUCCGACCCGCACCCGUGUCGGAUCCGAUGCCGCACCGACAGCGGGCCUGGUUCCCGUUGCAUCUGCGGUCAGACGCUGAGGUAGCUACAAGAGGGCAGUUUGAAGAGAGUCCACUGUACGUCCAUAAAGAAAUUGAGAGUGACGAAGAAGGUGGUGACCAAUGGGAAGUGCGCAGGAGUAGGGUUCAUUUGGGAGUUUUGAUCGGGAGUGGUGCUUUUGGCAGGGUCCAUAUUGCUCAGCUGGACACGCCUAGCGGGGAAACUGUCACGGUGGCUGCCAAAAUGCUGUCAGAAACCGCAGCCGACGAGGAGCUCCAGGACUUCCUUCGGGAGAUCACGAUGUUGAAGCACGUGGGCUCCCACAAGCACGUGAUCCGUCUGAUCGGCUGCUGCACCAGGAAGACUCCUCUCAUAGCGCUUCUAGAACACGCUCCCAGGGGAGAUCUGCUGUCUCUGCUGAGAGCGGCCAGGGGGAAACGUAGAGUGGAUCAGGGGUCUGGUGUGACGAGGCGGUUGGACAGCGACGCAACCACGCCUAGGGCUUCGGAAGCUGAUACCGAAUACACGAACAUAAGCGACUCCGACCCAGCCCUCAGUGAAGACAAGCCUUGUUUCUGCGAUCCUCCGAGACCCGGCCACCACUACGUGGCUGAACCAGCUCUCCACCUGGACGGGAGUACAAUGAGAGAUUACGCCCUACAAGUCGCUUUAGGGAUGAGACAUUUGGAGGAAAGAGGCAUAACGCACAGAGACCUCGCCGCUCGUAAUAUUCUGGUGGACGGAGCUGGUGUGCUCAAAGUUGCGGACUUCGGACUCUCCCGUACCGGCGUUUACGUUCACACGCGGGCCAACCCUGUGCCUUUACGAUGGCUCGCCCCUGAAGCAAUACUGCACUCGCAGUAUUGCACCGCAAGUGAUGUGUGGGCUUUUGCAGUUCUACUAUGGGAGAUUGCUACGUUAGGUGGAUUCCCCUACGCUGAACUGAGCAACCACCAAGUGCCAGCAUUCCUGGCUGGCGGCAGCCGGCUCCCAAAGCCAGCACGCGCCUCUCCGCGCCUCUACCAACUCAUGGUCGAAUGUUGGUCCAACGACCCCAACGAUCGGCCAACAUUUGCACAAAUAGUGGACAAACUCACGGCCCAAAGACAACUUUAUGUGGACUUAGAAUGUGUGCUCCCGCCCUCAGAAGAAGACGUGGCUUUAGAAUAUAAUUUCACAUCGUCAUAGGUGUUUUUAAGACUGAAUAAUUUAUUUAUCUAAUAGAUUUUGCACAAUAAAUGGUAUCAACAAUU
Molecule: messenger RNA, 2743 nt
Organism: Amyelois transitella
Lineage: Eukaryota; Metazoa; Arthropoda; Insecta; Lepidoptera; Pyralidae
Product: fibroblast growth factor receptor 2
Exons: 14
Coding region: 300-2678 (792 amino acids)
Biological process (GO): cell surface receptor protein tyrosine kinase signaling pathway; positive regulation of kinase activity; multicellular organism development
Cellular component (GO): signaling receptor complex
Molecular function (GO): ATP binding; transmembrane receptor protein tyrosine kinase activity
Source: RefSeq, a predicted model, not a curated record